Molecule: messenger RNA, 969 nt
Organism: Onthophagus taurus
Lineage: Eukaryota; Metazoa; Arthropoda; Insecta; Coleoptera; Scarabaeidae
Source: RefSeq, a predicted model, not a curated record
AUGGGAAUUGUGAUGAUGUUAAUAAUGACUUUAAUGAUACAAAUUAAAGGUUUCUUCGAAUUGAUUGAUAUAGCUUAUCAAAUGUGUAAAAUGCACGAUUUACCAUGGUUUAGAUCACUAAGUUGGUACUUUUUAAUCGCGGCGAAUUAUUAUUUCUAUGGCGAAAAUAUCAUGGAACAUUUUUAUGUAUUUAUAGAAGACAUUCCGUCGAAGCAUGGCAAAAAGCAGUUUGCUUUGUUAGCUUGGACUCAUGUAGCUUUAUUGGUGAUUGUAACAUCUUCAUAUACAGCUAUGAGGAAUUGUUUUCAUGGUUUAAUUUGGUGCGUACACGGUUUGGUUAUUAUGGCUUUUAAUGAUAUUUUUGCGUACAUAUGUGGAAAAUUGUUGGGGAAAACUCCUUUAAUUAAAGUUUCACCGAAAAAAACUUGGGAAGGAUUUAUUGGUGGAGCGGUAUUUUCAAUAUUUCUUAGCUUUUUAAUCGCCAGCUUUUUAUGUCAAUACGAUUAUUUAGUAUGCCCGAUUGAAUAUCGAAAAAUUAAAGAAACUAUUACAUUAAUAAACACGUGCGAAAGAAGUUAUAUGUUUAAAUUAAAAGAUUAUUCGUUUGAAUUGGAAUUUUUAAAUAUUUCUUUAAAAACGACGAUAAGAGUUUAUCCCUUUGUUUUGCACGCGUUUUGGUUUGCGCUUUUUGGAAGUAUUAUUGCACCGUUUGGAGGAUUUUUCGCUUCUGGAUUUAAAAGAGCGUUUAAUGUAAAGGAUUUUGGUUGUGCCAUACCCGGGCAUGGAGGGAUUUUGGAUAGAUUUGACUGCCAAAUAUUUAUGACGAAUUUUAUUAAUGUUUAUAUAGCAACUUUUGUAAAAACGUCUACUGUGGAAGCAUUAUUUAAGAAAAUUUUAAAAUUAAAGUCGGAUGAUCAACUCGAAUUCUUUUGGAUACUUCAAGAGCAAUUACUAAAACACGGGGCUUAG